GUUGACAGUCCACUGUGGUAUGAAAGGACGAUCGAGGGAUCUUUAAACCUGUUCAAAACGCCUGGAAAACGCAAACAUUUGGAAUUAUUUGUGUCAGGACUUCUUAACUGAAUUAAAAGAAGGAAGAAACAGAGGCCUUAUCUAAUUUGAAAGUGUGUAAGCUGUUCUCCAGUCCUUGCUGUCACAAUGGAUUCCUCUCCAGUCCUUCGUCCGCAAAGUCAGAACAAAAUCCGGAGUGACUUUCAGAGGCCGAAGAAAGAACACAACAAAAUGCAAGUUCACCCAAGGCCUUCCAAACUUCAAUCUACACGUCAUCUUUCGGACGAAAAUAUUGAGAACCAAGAUCCGGGAAACUCACCAAUGGGCAAGAAAGCACCUGUGCGUCCAGGUGUUAGUAGGCUCCCAGUACUCGCAAAGUCCCUUCGUCUUCAGACUCCUGUCGACUUCGGUCAAUCUCACAGUAGAUGGGAGGAGAAACCUCUUGCUGGAAAAGCUAAAAAUAAAAGGCCAUGCACCAGGCCCAUUCCUUUCAACCUGACGCAGUCAAAGGGCUCGAGAGUGGCCUCUGAAAAUCAGCAUCCUCUGACACAACCAAGGACAGGCUGUCAUGCUGUCCAACCUGAUAACAAUGCAUGCGAUGGUUAUCUAAAAUCCCAAAACACAAAUGCAAAACCUGCUAAACAUCCAUCCACAUUAAACAGAAAGUUGGAUUCAAAAAAAGGAACGGGGAAUUCUCAUUUUAAGGCUACAGAAAAUACUCCCCAGCUGUCCGGGCAUUCUGUCCCUUCCGUCACAUUUAAGACUUCAAACACUUUGUCCCAGCCUCUAGCAGCAGUUUCUAAUAAUGCUUUGCAUCAGAACCACAGCACUACUUUGUCUGCAAAGUCUACUUAUAGUGCAGAGACCUGUUUGGAUAACAUGAACCUGCUAAGCCUUAAGGAUCCGACCAUUUCAUCCAAUUCUAGCCAGAACAUGCAGCUGACUACGCAGGGCAACUAUUCUAAAAGUUUAACCGAAAAAGGGGAGAACUUCCAGUCUGACCACGCCGCUUUACUAAGUAUCCUCCGAAAUGAGGGAGUAAGCGCACCAUGUUUGGGAUCUGCAACUCCACAGUCUAAAGCCUAUAACUAUGUGCCCCAGCGAGUGUCUAUCAUGACUCGACAAAAAGUUGGACCAACUACUGGAUCAGUGAAGUCGGUGCAGUUCUCCCCGGACCCCGCUGCACUGCAGAGUAUCCUGCUGAACGAGGGAGUCAAGGCUGAAGGGCCUUUCGGUGCCACACCUCAACACCCAGUCCGUCCAUCAGGCAGAGGCACUUCAGUCUACACUGCUCAGAGAGUCCCGCUUAGAAAGAAUCAUGCAGAAGGUGGACCAGUAGCUGUUUUAUUCUCCUCAGUUGCACUAAAUGAAACUCCACUUAAAAAAUGGACGCCACAGAGAGUCCGGGACAUCAGGCAUCAGCCCAUGUCUGCUAUGAGAUGGCAUAUGUCACUGUCAACUCAACAGUCACCAUACGGCAGCACUCCUGGGUUGCGGAGCUGCAAGACCAACCUUCAGCCACGCCAAGAGGAAAUUGUCCAGAGAUUAUUUGAUGAUCAAGAGGACCAGCAGAGUGUGACGGUGAAGGAUCCUGAGACACAAGCAAAGCAGCUCCCAGGUCAAGAUACAACUGUAGAACACGAACGGAAGAAUAAACCCCUCUGUGAAGGAAAGGUAGAGACAGGAAGGGAAGUGAGCAGCGUCGAGGAUGGUGAUGAGGAGGAGGAGAAAGAACAAAGGAAAAUUGGAGAGCAGCCAUUCUUCCAAGCACCACAUAGAGAGUCGGUCAUUUUUUUCUCAACGGGAAGAAAGCUGCUAAGAGCCCCCCGUUUUGAGAAGGAAGAUAAGUCGGCCCAUCAGGAGCAGCACGGCCCGGUUUCAUCAGCGCAGAAAAAGAUGCUGCCAGUGAGUGAGGAGAGGCCGUGCAUUCCAGAACCAACCAAUCAUAUCGUCCUUGCUGUUCAGAGCCUGCAAAGAGAAGUGAUUGUUCAGAAAACCUGUCCUAAGAGUCCUGCAGUGGCAAUGCUGCGAAAGCGUCUCCCUCAGCUGGAGGAGCUGCGUUUGGACGAGGAGGUGUCCACCUACACAUCGGUGGCUGUGCAGGCUGCUCUGGGCUUUUUGCCUCCUCGGCCCCGCUGUGGAAACCCACUGGCCUCCACCCUGCACUUUGAAGAGUUAUCUACAUUUGUUCCUAUCAGCUGCAGUCUCAUGUCUGGCCCUUCUUCUCCACAAUGCUCUCCACUGCAGGAGAGAUGAUUGCACUACAACUGCACCAUAUGUUCUACCCUUACUGCCAAUUUCCUCCUACUCCAUGCUCGCCCUGGUCCAUCAGCGCCGCACUUUAUGCCGUCUUAUGCCUGUUUCCACAGCGAGAGCGCCGCGGUCCGUCUCAGGAGCGGGCCAGCAGCGCCACUACUUUGCUUCCUUUCAAAACUGUGCGAGUCUAUUUUAAAUGGAGCACGCAACAGCUGGACACAGAGCAUCCGGUCAAUUUCAAAAUAAAACACUAUAUACAGACUCAA
This is a messenger RNA of Labrus mixtus (cuckoo wrasse), 2561 nucleotides long. RefSeq names its product trophinin associated protein (gene troap). The transcript is spliced from 13 exons. Lineage: Eukaryota; Metazoa; Chordata; Actinopteri; Labriformes; Labridae. The record is from RefSeq and is a predicted model, not a curated record. The coding region runs from base 187 to 2295 and encodes 702 amino acids.